Lineus longissimus is the source of this 10911-nucleotide messenger RNA. RefSeq names its product homeobox protein cut-like 1. The coding region runs from base 13 to 5337 and encodes 1774 amino acids. Gene Ontology annotation, molecular function: DNA-binding transcription factor activity, RNA polymerase II-specific; RNA polymerase II transcription regulatory region sequence-specific DNA binding. Lineage: Eukaryota; Metazoa; Nemertea; Pilidiophora; Heteronemertea; Lineidae. Gene Ontology annotation, biological process: regulation of transcription by RNA polymerase II. The transcript is spliced from 18 exons. The record is from RefSeq and is a predicted model, not a curated record. Gene Ontology annotation, cellular component: nucleus.
AUCCCCGUCAAGAUGGCUGCGAAUGUGCAGUCGAUGUGUCAGUAUUGGAAAACAUUCGAUUUGCAAGAGCUACAGAAAGAACUUGACACAACUGCAACCGAACUAGCAAGCCGCCAGGAUGAUAGUGAUAUUAGUAGGAAACGAUUAGUGGAACAAAGUCGAGAAUUCAAGAAAAACACACCGGAGGACAUCCGAAAAGUUGUAGCUCCCCUCCUGAAAAGUUUCCAAGGUGAGAUCGAUGCCUUAUCAAAGAGAAGCAAAGCAGCUGAAGCAUCUUUCCUGACAAUCUAUAAAAGACUCAUUGAUCUGCCAGACCCUGUGCCGGUGCUAGAGCAUGCCCUUCAACUCCAGAAACGAGCUCACAAAUCACAGGACCUUGAGAUAGAAAACAAGCAACUGAGAGAAACAUUAGAUGAUUACAACAAUGAAUUUGCUGAAGUGAAGAACCAAGAAGUUACUAUCAAGCUGCUGAAAGAAAAACUCAAAGAAUAUGAGGACAAAAUGGAAGUUGCUUCCCAGGCGAAGGCCAAGGAGAAAGAACGGGAACUGCAGAGAUUGUUUGCUGAGAAGGAACAACAACGACAAGAAAGUCAACUGUCGGUCGCCAAGAAACUAGGGGAAGCUGAACACAAGGUGGCAACACUGCAAAGUGCACUUGACACAACCCAGUCUGAGCUGUUCGACCUCAAGUCAAAGUAUGAUGAGGCUACCUCAGCCAAAUCUGAUGAGAUGGAGAUGGUGAUGGGGGACCUUGAGAGGGCCAAUGAGCGCGCUGCAGCAGCGGAGCGUGAAGUUGAGCAGCUGAAGCAUCAACUCGUCUCAGCGACCCAAAAUCUCCACCAAGCCGAGCAGAUGCAACAAGCGCCAGAUAUGGAACAGGCUAUUGAUAUUCUCAAACGAUCCAGUCUCGAGGUGGAGUUAGCAGCUAAGGAAAAAGAGAUUGCUCAGUUGGUUGAGGACGUUCAACGAUUGCAGGCAUCGGUGAAUAAGCUGCGUGAUGUCAGCAGUAGUCAGAUAAACAAGCUGGAAGAGGAGCUCGCUGCCAAAAACCAAGCAUUCAAGCUGCUGGAGGAGAAGCUCGAGACCCAGGAAGACUAUGAAGAAAUGAGGAGGGAAUUAGAGAUCCUCAAGUCAAUCGAGUUCUCAAAUUCCUCCGACGAGUCGAUUGAGUCUACCAAGGGCAAGAGUCUGGAGAUGUUACUGAUGGAGAAGAACAGGGCCCUUCAGAGUGAGAACACACAAGUCAAGGUUGCCAACAAUGAGAUAUCAGGGACUAGUGGCAAUGAUGUGAAUGGCACUGAGGUGAAAAGCGAGAGCCCCACAGAUUUAAGUAACACGGACAAAUUUGCAAGCUUUUUGGGCGAGGAAAUAGCUGCGACGUAUCAGGAGUCGUCGUCGUCACCACAACCCGAGUCAAACAGUUCGACCGCUGGUGAAAAUACUGUAAUCAAGGAUGAGAUGAAAGUCGACGAACCAGCAUUGGAUUCUGUGGAUUCGGUUGAAAUGAAUGGUGACGUUGACUCUGCGUCUGACAAUGGUGCUGACAUGACUGAGAUUCAUAGAGAGGUAGAUAAAGACGUUGACACAGUGCCUGAAGAGGUCGAGGUGGAUAAUGAACCGGAGAAAAAUGUUCUCGAUGAUUCGCCGUCAUUUGAGAUCAACACUGCUGAGGUCUCUCAGCAAAUCCGGGAGGUUAUGAGUGCGCAUAAUAUUGGUCAGAAGCAUUUUGCUAAUCAUGUACUAGGACUAUCACAAGGGACUUUGAGUGACUUGUUGUCAAAGCCCAAAUCUUGGGAUCAGUUGAGUGAGAAAGGACGUGAUUGGUAUCGUAAGAUGUACCUCUGGUGCCUGGAUGAGAGGAAUGUUUUAGCUCUCAAGGCUAUGGCCUCGCGCAAAGCCUCUCGUGAGUACCCACCUCCAGAGGACUUGGAGGCAUUCGCGAACAUGUAUCAAGGACAGAAUCUCGCAGCGUAUCAGAUGUCGAACUCAGGAUCAGAACCAUCGACACCACCUGUGCUGCCACGUGGUGUCAAGCUGGAGAAGUCCAUGGACUCGUCAAUGGACUCCUCCAGUCUUAACGGAGAAAAUAGUGUGCUAUCCGAACAAAUAGAUGGCGUCGCCUUACAAAAACUACAAACUAUUGCUCAGAAAGAGAGUAACAAUUCACCUGCGUUAAACACGGCUGAUGUGUCACAAAAGAUCCGGGAGAUAUUAUCAACGCAUAAUAUAGGGCAGCGGCUGUUUGCUAAACAUGUGCUAAGUUUGUCUCAAGGGACGGUCAGUGAACUGUUGUCGAAACCCAAACACUGGGACAAGUUGACGGAGAAAGGACGUGAGUCGUAUCGGAAAAUGUUUGCUUGGUCUCUGGAUGGGAGGAAUGUGAUGGCCUUGAAAGCCAUAUCACCAAGAAAAGGUUCAACACCUAUAACAUCGCCAUAUAAGCACGAGGACUCACAAACUGAGGAAAGAAUUGCUCAAAUCUUGAGUGACGCCCAGACAGCUAUGCAGGCCAAACAAGCACAGGAAAAGGUAUACAUGCAUGAUGUUCACAUGGCUACUCAUAUGGUGAACAGUAUCUAUCAACAAGAACUGGCCAAGAUGGCUCAUAACUCAAGCUUUAAUGGUGCUUCUCCGUAUCAUAUGGUGGCAGACAUGCCACAGGAACGACAGAAGGAGCGGCCGAGGGAGAAGGAUAAGGAGAAUCGUGGCCAUAAGAAGGAACGACGGGAGAGGAGUCGCACGUCAGAGGAACAGCGCCAUCAAGAUGAUGCGGGUAUGUCAGAGGAGAUUGUGAGAAGAAUUUAUCAGAAGGAGUUGGAGAAGUUGGCGCAGGCUGCUCAGAGUAUGGGCAAUAUGGCCGAGUGUCGUAUGUACCAGCAGGAGUUGGCACGUCUGGCGCAGAAUGCCCAGCAUGAAGAGCAGGUGCAGGCACAUCAUGAGAGGGAGCGGGAGAAACAGAACCACCACAUGGCUCAGCAUCAUCAUCCUCAUCAUCCAAUGCACCAAGAUAUCAAACCGCAUCUUAAUAACAAUCAUUAUGACUUUCACAUCAAAAAUGAACCCCUUGAUCUCUCCGAUCACAGCUCACAUCUAAAGAGCCCACAAAACCAAUCAGAUACUCAAUCCAAUUGUAGCGAUAGUACGCAGGACGCUGCCAGGCAUGCUGGGAGUGCUUUCUGCUUGGUGCGGCCGAAAUCUGAAGGCAUGCCAUUGGAUGCGUCAUAUCCAAGCAACUCAAUGUCACCGCUGCAACACAUGCAGACGAUCGCUAACUCUUUGGUGUCCAAGUCUCAGAUGCCGUUUCCCCCUCAGAAACCUCUCAAAGCUGUGCUGCCACCUAUCACUCAAGAACAGUUCGAUUGUUACUCGACGAUCAAUACGGAUGACUUGGUCAAGCGUGUGAAAGAAACUCUCAGUCAAUACUCUAUCAGUCAGAGAUUGUUUGGUGAACAUGUCCUGGGCUUGUCACAGGGGAGUGUGAGCGACCUUCUCGCCCGGCCUAAACCAUGGCACAUGUUGACGCAGAAAGGUCGUGAGCCAUUCAUACGAAUGCAGAUCUUCCUGGAGGAUGCUGAGGCAAUCCCGAAGCUCGUUGCAAGCCAGUAUAGGAUUGCCCCUGACAAGCUCAUGAGGAGUAACGCCAUGUACUUGGCAAAUCAUGUAGCAGCAGCGAAGGCUGCGGUUAAAGUAGAGGAUGUACCUCCUCCACAACCUCCGCCUCCUCCGCCUCUACCGACGCCUGUACGUAACGUCAAGAAAAAAUCCCGCUCUCGAACUUCUUCACCUGCUGAUAAAUUCCCACCUAACCACCAGGCUAACCACCAUCGAGUGCCGGUUGUUAGUCACGACCACCAGGCUAACCACCAUCGAGUACCGGUCGUUAGUCAUAACCACCAGGCUAAUCAUCAACGAGUACCGGUCGCUAGUCACGACCACCAGGCUAAUCAUCAAAGAAUACCGGUCACUAGUCACGACCACCAGGCUAACCAUCAACGAGUACCGGUCGUUAGUCACCCUCAGGAAAAUUCUGAAGUUCCAGUAGCCAAGUACUCAGCAGCGAGCACACCACCAUGUCCAGUAGCGUGUCCACCUCCACUACUAUGCCCACCUUAUCAUCCAACCAUGUACGAGCUGAAUGCUCUCACCAACGAAUUAGACACUCUUGCCAUUACGAGCCAAGUGAAAGAAGUCCUUCAGGCCAAUAAUCUCGGACAGAGGUUAUUUGGUGAAGCCAUCUUGGGUUUGUCGCAGGGAUCCGUUAGUGAAUUGCUGUCAAAACCUAAACCUUGGCAAAUGUUGAGUCUGAAAGGCCGGGAGCCUUUUAUCAAGAUGUUCAAAUGGUUGAAUGAUCCACUUAAUGUGGACAGGCUACGCUCAUAUCAAGCUGAACAGAAAGCCCACCGUAAGAGGAAGAAUCACCAUAUCAGUCAAGCUGAGGAUCAGUCCCUGGAGAAUACAAAUUCUUCAGGUGGUGUACCCAUGAAGAAAGCCCGCGUCUUCUUCUCUGAGGAACAGAAGGAGACGCUUCGUCAAACAUAUCUACAAGACCCAUAUCCUAAUCAGAGCACAAUAGAGGCCUUGGCCAUGCAGCUUGGUGUUGCUCCAAAAACUGUCAUCAAUUGGUUCCAUAACCAUCGCAUGCGAACAAAGCAGCAAGCUCACCCGGGAACACCCACCAAUGAUAACGGGUCAGAUGCAGAAAACUCACAGGCGAAAAACGAAGAUGGAGAAAACAUGUCUGAUAAUAGUGAACUAUCAAAUGAUUAUAAUCAGUACAUGCAUUCUCAGAGUCGGGAAAUGACUCAGUGGAUGUUCCCAUCUUUUGAACCUGUAAACUUGAGUCGGGCUUCGUCGGCGAAUUCGUUUGAAAGUAAUCAUUUGAUGGAUAAUGGCAGCAAUGCAAAAGACUCUGACUCUGAGAGUCUAUGUAACGGUGCCGAUGGACAGAGACGAUUAUCGCUGUCCGCAUCGAAUCGGCGCAAGUCGGCUAAACCACAGUGGGUGUAUCAGGGGAUACAGUUGGAUAAAUCACAGCGACAGGACGGGAUGGAUCUACCAGUGAUGAGUGAAGGGAGUGAUGUGUUGACCACGCAGGGUGACCACAGUGAGCGGUCUACCCCUGCUACUGCCACGUCGGUUCACAGCCAUGACAGUCGGCUGGAAGUAGACGAUCUCUCAAAGGAUGGAUCACCACGCGAUACCAAGAUCAAGAAGCUACAGAAAGCGAUUGAGCGGUCUGAGCUGGAGUGGGAAGAAGUGGACCGCUCAGAGAAGAUAUCACGGCUGGAGAAGAACCUUCAUGAAGAGAAUGGAAGAAAUGAAGGCUGGGAAUUUUAAUGCCGCAUACAUUUAUUAGGUGGCCAUAUUUCACUUUUUGGCAGCCUUAUGUGAAGUAGGCAGCCAUUUUCUGGUUGUGUGACAUUUUCUGCCUUGACUUGUUCUGUUCUAACCCAAGUGUUGUGUGCUCACUUGGGACGUGUCAAGGCGUGUUGGUGCUUUAUCAUGGAUCAGCCCAGCAUGUGUGUUGGUGAUUGUGAUGUCCACGGAGAAGCCCUGCUCAUGUUUUCCAUUGAGGUCUUAUCUGCUUCUCCUGGACGGCUGGUGUAUUCCCUCGGGUUGGUCUAUGUCUUCAUAUUGCCUUCUUCCUAAAUUUUGUACUGUGAAGGUUUCUCGACUGUUGAUCUAACUUUUUGCAUGUGUUGUUUGUUGCUCAUCUCGCACAAGUCUCAAAACACUUGCAUCAGAAUCUCGCUACACAACCAUGUAUCUUUUAUUUUUCAUUACUUAAAAAGAUAAUGCUGCUAUACAGUGAUGUUCUGUUGCAACUGUUUUGAUUCUAUGUCAUCUUCCUUCUCACCAUUUAUCUCCAUUUUGCACAGAUCUAUAUUUUCUGAAAAGUUUUGUUCUGUUUUCUGGUGGACAUUCAAGUGGCACAUAUAACUUUAACAUGUGUUCAUUGUGUAUUUGUAUUAAGUAGAAUAGGAUCAUUACUUGGCCUAUUAAAGCGUUGAGGUCAGUAUGAUCAUCUUGGUGGGCAGGUGCAGUUUGUUUACACACGUAGCAUUCUCUAAUGACCUUACUUAUAAACAGUCAGCAACUUCAGGUGAAACAGGCCUGGACGUCUGCGUAAAAAAACUGCAUCUUCCGUUUUAAUAUCUGGCAAAUAUCUUAAUCUUCCUAACUCAGUAUUCUUGCAUUUUACUUCUAUAUUACUUUACUCUUUAGUAUAUCAAUUAGAUGAGUAUCAGUGUCGAGUAUUUCAUUUCAAGACACAAGUUUACAUCCGUUGUCAGAGCGGGUGACCUAGGCUGUAGAUUGAAUACUUUCUCAUAACUUCUUGUGAUUUGAAUGUCAUUUCAAACAGACACUUUGUGCUGUCUUGCCAGAACGCUACUGUUCUUCAAAUUUUACCUCAAACUAUUUCUCAAAUUAAUGGACACUUUGUAUUAUGGAAUUUCAGAUCUGCAUAUAAAUUUUUAUCAUCCCGUGUUGUGAAGUUAUAUUUUCUAUGGUUCAAAUAUCUUCUCAAGUCCACAGUUGUAUAUUCAUGUGACUUUCUAACUCUGCGUCUUUGUAAAGUAUUACUCCUCUCACCGUUUUCUGCCUUAUCCAUUCUCAUGAGACAUUUGCAUCGAUCAUUUCAAGAAAGAGAGAGCUUUGAUCCAGAGUUGGCGGCUGAGGGUGAACCAGUGUAGGGCCAGUCAAGAACCUGCAUGACCAAUCCUUGAGGUGUCACUGAUUCUGGCGUUGCCUCAUAUCAGAGUCAGUGUGAUGUGCUAUGUGUGUUUCAAGUGUAAGCACCCUGCUAAAAUGUUUGCAGCACCACCAUCCUGACAUGGUUUAUCAUGCAUAAGGUUCCUCAUUGAUGGUCUCAACUUGACUUAUACACAUUUCUUACAGUAGAUUUUCAGAUAAGACAACUUUUCAAGUCAGUAAAAGUGUCGUAUGAUGGUAACUCCUGAAAGAAUGACACAUUUUACAGAGUUUUCUUUGAAUAUGAUUACCUUUUGAUAAUGCAGACGUCUCAGUCACUCUUCUGCUGAACCCUUCAAAGCUAUCACGUACAAUCCAACAGUCAGGAUAUCCUGUGUUCUCCAAGCAGUCAUCGGCAUUUCUUCAUCUUGGUGUCUGAAGAGCUGGCAUCACAGUUUGGCAAUGGAGCAGAUUCGACUGAAAUACUUCUUUUUCAUCUCUUUUACCUAUUCAUUGUCUGGAAUCUCUCUCAUCUGUCUGAAUACGGAUGGUAAACAACUUUUGGAUGGUUUUGAAACUUCGUCAAAAUCACAUACUGCCAGAAUGGAGAAUCUCUGAAUUGGUUCUGAAGCCAAUUGCAAUGUAAUCUCAAGUUACAAUUAAAUGUUGUACGAUGUCAUUUGUGUGUGUCUAUCCAUUGCCAGACAGUGAUGUCGUAUCACAAUAGUCGUUCAAAACAGAAAUUACUUGUAUCGCGUUAAAAUCAUUAUUCUUUGUUGUACAGCUUUUUGUUGUAUCAUGGAAUAAAAGAUUAUCAGUUUUUUUUUAACAACUGCAUUGCCUGCUAGUACUUUGUGGAUGUAUUUUGGAUUGUUAAAGUCAUUUCACUCAAAAGUUUUAGGCAGUGUCAACUUGAAAUAAGCUAAAAAUGACAUGUUCCAUUUAUUAAUCAGAGCAGACAAGAAUAAUGAUCUUAAUUUGAUAGUAUAUUGUGCUAAUCUGGGAUUGCAUUUAUUUCAUGUUGAGCUGGGCUGGUGGUGUCUAACCUUAUUAACACUGCACGUAUAUUGGUGCCAUGUCAUUGUGUCAUUAUCAGUACUGCCAAACUGAGAGAAUUCAAAACCGUUUUUAAAAUUCCAUGAAUUGUUUUCAUUGAAACUUUAUCACCAUUGUAGGUUUAUAACAGUGGGUUUAAAGCAUUUUACUGUUACAUUUGUCAUGUUGUCAUUUUCAUCAUGAAAUAUUUUUCAUAUUUAACCUUUUCACAUUGAGAAUGAGUUUUCAAGUUUUCAUGUGUGAUUUUAUUUGAAAGAGUGUUCACGAUUUAGAUCUUGUCAAAAUUAUGACAUCAUUUCUCCUAAUCUGAUGGUAAAACGUGUUGUGCUACACAGCAUGUUUUAGAAUAAGUUGGAAUCACUUGUUUAUAUACAUAAAUUUAUCGAUCCAAGAGGUCUUUUUAAGGAACAAACCAAUUCAGUCUCACAAGACUCUACAAAGAUGGCUAAGCAUUUGACUUUGGUUCACUGUAAACUAUUUUCUUCAAUGUUUGACUUGUGAAAAGGUUAAAUGCUUUACACUUUCAUUCCAGUGUUUGUGUUUUCCCUGUUGUGCUUCGAUUAACUCUGUGAUGAUAGUUGUUUGGAAAAAAACUUGAGAAAUUAGAACAAAAUCAUGACGUCAUAAUGUCGCAUUAGGCCAUUAGCGGCCUUUCUCUAUAUUUUUGAAACUUUACCGUUCAGAGUUUGUCUCUCCUAAUAUAAUCGUCAUGGUUCACCUUUGCUCCAACAUUCCCUGUGUAUGCUUCAUCAUUUUAUAUACCAGUUAACUGAAUUAAUGGCAUCUGUUGUUAAACAACAUGUUUUCUUUUCAAAAAGAGAACUUUAUUAUGAGUCGUAGUUUUCAAUAUUGUAAGAAUCACGAUGUGUUGUACAGCCAAAAAUGGCUGGCACUGAUUUCAAUGUCGAGACUGAGGAUGAUUGCAUAUAGCAAUUUCAGAUUUCCUUGAUGUCAUCUUUAACAUAAGAGGCUGGAAUAACGCCCAACAAAUGAUCAAUUUUCGUCGCUAUGGCCUGAUCGCCUAAGACAAGAAUCUAUGGUUGUGGUGGUCAUCACAGGUAGCUGUGACAGGAAUCCACUAUUGCUGCAUCUGGCAAUCAAUAUCAAAGCCAGGGAUGAUGGGUUUUACCCCGCAGAUGAGCUAUCAUUUGAUCGCUCAUUGCAGUGAUAACUGUCGCAGAUAGCUGCAGCAGAAUGUUCAAAAAUUGCUUAGGCUGUUCUCGGGUCAGAAGUCUUUGUCGGCUCUCUUGGUUUUCAUACUUGUCAAUCUACUAACUCUUAAACCAAAGUCUUCUUUUAAGCCUUUGAUCCUUUAACCUAGUCCCUAUGAUGGAUAAACAUAAAAUGGGUUGAUUGUGUUGGAUUGAACAUCGUGUAAUUAAGCUUCCCCUAAACAUUUUGCCUCUAUUUGUCAGUGUUUCGAAUUGUAGAAAUGUUCUGGUAUUCAAAGAUUCUGGUGUCUUCUCAACUCUUCCUUUGUACAUUGUUGCAUAUUGUUUUCAAUUCAUAUGAAUAACAUAUACAUUAUGAGACUGUGUACGCUUGUGCUGUCGAUGAUGAUUGUGGUUUAUCAUGUAUAACAAACAUAUAAAUGUAUAAAAUUUCAAAGAUUUUUAUUCCUAUUUUUCCAUUUGAACUUUUUGAAAUUUUCCAUGUAGUGGGUUAGUGUAUGAAACAUUUUGAACUUCAAGUCCUUAUAUGCUGUAUAUCUGUACGUUUUACUAUGGUCGCAUGUAUUUUAUAAAGAAAAACAAACGCGGUCUUUAUUUUUCAGUGUAGUUUAGGGAGGGGUGUAGAAUGGUCAGGAAUGGAUCAUCGGAUCAAAAUAUGGAACAUGUACACUUGAAAACCUAUGAAAUUUACCGCGAUAAUGUUGAAAUCAUCCCAUGCCAGUUUGGGGUCAACUGGUGCGGGUUCUCCCGACAUCAGGUCAUACCCUAUUCCUGAAUAGACAGCUUCCAGUUACUCCUUGGGAGAAUGAUUUAGUUCACAAGAGGACAGGACAUGUGUUAUUUUAUUGGUAAAUAACCUAGGAGUCGACCAAGAUUCAUUCAAGAAUACUCAUUUUCACGCAUCUUUUCUUUUGAGUAGAUGCUUAAUGCUCACUCUCUGCUUUAGUAUUAACUUUUGUUGAUUCUUAAUGAGUUUACCAUUCUUUUCAGUUUCACUGAAAUGUCUUCCGAUUGUUUUAAAAAUGUCUUACUCCUUCACUUUGGAGUAUUCUGGGAAUCACCUUGUAUUUGGUCAAAUACUGAAAUGUGUGGCACAAACUGAAGAAGUGAGAUUGAAACUCAGCUAUUCUGUUACAGGUGGCUUCAAAUCUAGCCUGAAGUUGUGCAGUUGGUCUAUAAUGUAUGUAGGGUCAUUCUAUUGAAUGCCUCUUCAGACUUUUAUCAUUUUAGCAAAAUAUUGCUUCUGAUUAAAUUCAAUAUAUGAGGGCAGCUUGAGAUUUGUUAUACCAGUAUCCAUGGUAAGCUGAUGAUCUGUACUGACCAUGUCUACCCCGUUUCUAAGACCUUGAGCAUAUACACUCUGCUCUGAUUAAGGUUAAGUUUGUGGUAAAGAAUGGCCUUCUCUCUUGUUUUGGUUAGUUUAUAUACUCAUAGAAUCUUGCCAUUGGAUUGUUUUAUGGUUUAGUUGACACUCUUCAGCUUUGCCUUAUGCUUUGAGGGGACUCAGUCUUGGCUUCUCCAAGUAACCAUUUGAGGUUGUCAGCAAAAGCAUUUCCUUUUCCGAAUCAUCACAUCCUUCAUUUGUCCGGUAUAGAAACGUUGAACUGGUUCAGAUCUUUUCAAAGGGUCCCCCUUUGUUUAUUUGCGUGUUAGUUGUGACGUUGUGCCAUGAACUACAAUUGCUCAUGCUGAGAUGCCUUUGGCUGUCUGGUUGUGUCGUCAUACAUGAAAUAUAUACGAACCAACAUAAAACCUAUUCAUGAGGUGCUACUCUGUAUUGUAAAGGUGUUGUCAAAUAGCAUAUUGCUGUAGUUCACAGUCUACAUUAUAAAGUGUUGAGAAACUGAAUCGGCCUAUGAUUCUGCUGUUCUAGUUUGAUGGGAACUUGGUGUUACACAAGGCUUGUCUUACUGUGAAACUCAGUGUGUAACAACACAUUUAAACAUGAAUUUAUUUUCUGUAGUGUUUUGACUGAGAAGUUAUUUGGGAA